AUGGCUAUGCAAAGUUUCACUGAGAAAAUUGUGAAUUUGAUGAAAAGUGAAAAUUUGCUUGAGUCCCAAGGUGGCCCCAUCAUACUUUCUCAGAUUGAGAAUGAGUAUGGGCCACAAGGUAAGGCAUUUGGAGCUGCUGGUCAUCAGUGCAUAACUUGGGCUGCAAAUUUGGCGGUCGGGUUGGGUACAGGAGUUCCCUGGGUAAUGUGCAGGGAAGAAGAUGCCCCAGAUCCAGUGAAUUCAUGGAGGGAUGGGCUACAUACAAGUAUAACCUCCCUGAGCUGGGGUGAUUGAAUCUAGCUGCUCAUUUAAUGUUCUCGCCAUUUUCUCUGGUUGUCACAAGCAGAAAUACUUGAUUCGGCGAAGCUGAGGUUUUCAGCGAUUUGUUCCAGCUUGGAGAAUUAGGCAGCAAAGGUUUUUUAAUUGAGUGAGUUGGAAAUGGAAUGGUGGACAUGAUGGGCAAUGCUUGGAUAGAUGAU
This is a messenger RNA of Ilex paraguariensis (yerba mate), 479 nucleotides long. NCBI's taxonomy places the organism in Eukaryota, Viridiplantae, Streptophyta, Magnoliopsida, Aquifoliales, Aquifoliaceae. The record is from the annotation of a GenBank genome assembly.